Bombus impatiens (common eastern bumble bee) is the source of this 2368-nucleotide messenger RNA. RefSeq names its product ATP-dependent RNA helicase vasa. Lineage: Eukaryota; Metazoa; Arthropoda; Insecta; Hymenoptera; Apidae. The transcript is spliced from 4 exons. The coding region runs from base 230 to 2200 and encodes 656 amino acids. Gene Ontology annotation, cellular component: P granule; nucleus. Gene Ontology annotation, biological process: cell differentiation; gamete generation. The record is from RefSeq and is a predicted model, not a curated record. Gene Ontology annotation, molecular function: RNA binding; ATP binding; RNA helicase activity.
AUAUCAUAUUUACUACGCGCUAGAGAACAAGAUAUUUAAUUAGUAUUGAUUGUCAUUUAUAUGUGCUUAAAUAAAACAGAUGAAGUAGAGAUGAAGUGAAGUAGAGAUCAAUAUUAUAAUUAGUGUAUAAUUAAUAGUUUUACAAAUAUAUGUUUUGCAUUUCAACGCAUACAAAUAAAGCCAUAGUACAAAGGGAGAUCAUUAAGUCAAAGAAAAAAAGACGGAUAUAAUGGAUUCUGAAUGGUCUGAAGAACCUCAAACUUCUUAUGACAGUAAUGGACGUAGUUAUGGAAAAGGACGAGGUUUUAUACCGCACAACAAUAAUAAUAUCAACAAUAAUAAUAUCAACAACAAUGCGUGGGAUCCUAAAGACGCAGAAGAUACCAAGAAUGAGCAAUCUAAUACUGACAAAUUUUGGCAAUCUACUGAUGGUUAUGAUUACAAAGUAACAACCAGUAAAGUGGAAAAAGACGGAGAAGGAGGAGGAAAAGACGGAGAAGGAAGAGGUAGAGGCAGAGGCAGAGGGAAAGGCAGAGGCAAAGGAGGGGAAGGAGGAGGAAGGGUUGGUCGAGGAAGAGGUACAUUUAAAAAUAGGGAUGGAAAUGAUAAUGAUAAUAAUGAUUACAGAAGAAAUAAUAAUUAUGAAAAUAAUGCUGAUGAUGGUAAUCAGAAUGACCAAGAUGGUAGAUCAAAAAAAACAGGUGUUGCACAAAGCAGUUGUGCAGGAAUGUCACAGAAACCUAGAGAACAGUAUAUUCCACCAGAUUUACCCAGUGAUGAGAAAACCUUAUUCAGUAAUGGUGUUGAAAUGGGCAUAAAUUUUGAUAAGUAUGACUUUAUUGGUGUUAAAGUAACGGGAGAGGAUCCACCUCAGCAAAUAGAAAGUUUUGAAAAUAGUGGCCUUAGACCCCUUCUUUUAAACAAUAUAAAAAGAUCAGGAUACACAAAACCUACUCCAAUACAGAAGAAUGCCCUUCCAAUUAUAAUGGCUGGUCGAGAUUUAAUGGCUUGUGCACAAACAGGUUCAGGAAAAACUGCUGCAUUUUCAAUUCCCAUUAUAAAUAUGUUAUUACAAAGAGAUGCUGAUCUAGGGUUAUCCAUGUCAUACUGUGAACCACAAGCUCUUAUCAUAUCACCUACUCGAGAACUUACUAUGCAAAUAUGGCACGAGAUUGUUAAGUUUUCAUACGGUUCAUUUAUGAAGGCUGCAGUUGCAUAUGGUGGAACAUCUGUUAUUCACCAAGGGGGAAAGCUUUCUAAAGGUUGUCAUAUACUUGUAGCAACACCUGGAAGGUUAUUAGAUUUCAUAGAAAGAGGAAGAAUUAAGUUUUCUUCUCUACAGUUUCUUGUAUUGGAUGAAGCUGAUCGUAUGUUAGACAUGGGGUUUUUACCUAAUAUUGAAAAGAUUGUAGAUCAUGAGACCAUGCCCACGAUUAACAGGCAAACGUUAAUGUUUUCUGCCACCUUUCCUGAUGAGGUACAGCAUUUGGCAAAAAGAUUUCUAAACAAUUAUUUAUUCGUCGCAGUUGGUACCGUAGGUGGAGCUUGUGCAGAUGUGGAACAAAAUUUUUAUGAAGUUGUCAAGGGUAAGAAGAAAGACUUACUUAAAGAAAUUUUACAAAGAGAACACGAUGCUGGUACUUUACAAGGUACUUUGGUGUUUGUUGAAAUGAAGAAGAAGGCAGACUUUAUUGCAGUCUUCUUGUCCGAGAGUAAUUAUCCUACUACCAGUAUUCAUGGUGACAGAUUACAGAAACAAAGAGAAGAAGCAUUAGCUGAUUUUAAAAGUGGGAAGAUGUCUGUUUUGGUAGCUACGGCUGUUGCCGCUAGAGGUUUAGACAUAAAGAAUGUGGCACAUGUUAUAAACUAUGAUUUACCAAAGGGAAUCGACGAAUAUGUUCAUCGAAUUGGAAGAACCGGUCGUGUAGGAAACCGAGGAAGAGCGACUUCCUUUUUCGAACCUGACGAUGAUGCACCACUACGUGAAGAUCUUAUUAAAAUAUUGAAACAAGCAGAACAACCUGUUCCAGAUUGCUUGUUGAAUGGAAGCUCGAACAGAAACUAUUUGCCAGGAAGAGGUACAAACAGAUAUGGAGGUGCAGACAUUAGAGAGUAUGUAAGCGGAUAUGCCACAGCAGUGUAUAUGUCACCUACAGCAAUGAGGCCGCAAAUAGCAGUCGAGCCAGAAGAGACGUGGUAGAAAGUUUCUCUUUUUUUUUGUUUACAUACUUUUUGGUAUUAUUGUUAGGAACAAGGUAGUAUACUUUGUUUCUUUAUUCCAUAAGUCAGAGGUACAAAGAAUUUUCUAUUCAUUAAAGCUUAAUAUGUUUAAUAGUAUUCUUCAAAGAAGAUUAACAAGUAAUAGUAA